This is a messenger RNA of Cladophialophora carrionii CBS 160.54, 657 nucleotides long. RefSeq lists its product as uncharacterized. The transcript has a single exon. Bases 1 to 657 code for a protein of 218 amino acids. The record is from RefSeq and is a predicted model, not a curated record. NCBI's taxonomy places the organism in Eukaryota, Fungi, Ascomycota, Eurotiomycetes, Chaetothyriales, Herpotrichiellaceae.
AUGGCGACCUCGGGUUCCGAAGUCACACCUGAAGGACAGGGUUCUGCGUUUCUGGUCCUGUCGCAAAAGGGCGACAUUGGCAGACUGCGUGAAUGUCUGCUUUGUACAGCGGCUAUUACUGUCGAGUUCGGCGCUUUGGGAGAAGCUGGUGUGAGGACGUAUGCAUUUCGGCAGCUCGUGAGAAUCGCUCGUGCAAAUCAUCACCAACUGCUGAGUCUCCCAGCGGAGGCCAGUGACCAGGACACCCAUGACAGGCUGAUAUUCUUGAUUACACGGCUUGCGGCGCUGCUCUACCAUGACAUGGUUAUUUUCCCUCAAGUCGAUACCUCGGGGAUCAAGCCCCGGCUCGCAGAGCAGCUCAGGCACCACUUGACUGAAAGAUCCCCCAACCUGGUUCCCGGGGCAGGACAAAAUGAAUAUCGCGGCUUGGUCGUCUGGGCUCUUCUGGUAGGGAGUAUCGGAUCCACAUGGACGAGAAAUCGCACCUGGUUUGUCGAGCAGUUGCAUCGGCGAAGCCAGCUACUCGGUCUUGAGACAUUCGUCGAGUUCAAAAGCUCCAUGUCAAAGUACCUCUGGUCUGAGAACAUGGACGAGCCUGCGUUGAGAGCGUGGACAGAGGGAGAGGCCGUCACGCUCCCGUCAUACGAAGACGGGUGA